This is a messenger RNA of Dujonia railenensis, 1746 nucleotides long. The record is from the annotation of a GenBank genome assembly. NCBI's taxonomy places the organism in Eukaryota, Fungi, Ascomycota, Pichiomycetes, Serinales, Debaryomycetaceae.
AUGUCAGACCUCAAGGUUAUUAAAAGUGUUGCUUCCGCAGUAGUUUCCGAGAAUGGACGGGUCUUAGAAAAGCUUGCAAAUGAAGACCAACAAGAUUUCUAUCAUAUCUCUUUAGAAGAAAUUCUUUAUGAAGCAAAACUUCAGAGGGAAUUGGAGAAAUCUGAAGAGUGGGGUGAGCCUGCUCCAACUCUUCCAAUGUUGAAUUUAGUCAAAGGAAAAUUAUUUGCUAAGAAGCCACAAAGUUCCUCUUCAAAUUCAUAUUCUAGUGAUGCUGUGGUCGAUGAAAAACAAACUGGUUUCGAAGGAGAUGACGAUCUUGUCUCUGAGCCUAUUAAUAAAAGUUUAGAAAAUGCCAAUAGAAUGGUGAGAACUGCUUCGUGGGGUUCCGUAUUUUACUUGAUUACAACAGAUAUUCUUGGUCCAACAAGUGCCCCAUACUCAGUUUCUCAACUUGGAUACGUUCCAGGUUGUUUAUUAUACUUAUUAUUUGGAAUUGCCGCCGCUUACACAGGUUUCCUCUUGUGGGGUCAAUUUUUAACCCUCGAUUCACGGAAAUAUCCAUUACAUUCCUUCGGUGAUGUGGUGGGACGUAUUUAUGGUAAGUAUACAAGAUACGGUGUUGAUUGUCUCCAAACUCUUCAGUUGAUCUGCAAUGUUGCAGUCAUUACCCUCGGGAAUGGUCAAGGUUUAUCCCAAAUGGCAAAGGGUAAAGGAUGUUAUACUGCCUUAAUUUUAGUGUGGGCAAUUAUUGGUAUGAUUGUUGGUCAAAUCAAAUCAUUGCAGAGAUUUGGAUUCUUAGCCAAUCUCGCAAUUUGGAUGAAUGUUUUCGUUAUUAUUGCUACUAUGGCAUGUGUUUCCAAGCAAUUACCUAACUAUACCGCAGCGGCUGGAACAGCAGGCGUCGUUAAAGGUCCCGUGGUUACUCAUGUCAUAGUAAGUGGAGCUGGAUCAGAAGCAUUUCAGAGUCAGUUAACGGCUUGUAUGAAUAUUGUCUAUGCUUACGGUGGUGCUAUGGUCUUCAUUGAAUUUAUGUCUGAAAUGAAGAGACCUCGUGAUUUCAUUAAAGGUAUGGCAUGUGCUCAACUCUUUAUUUUCACCGUUUACCUUCUUUAUGGAAUGAUUGUGUACCACUACCAAGGCCAGUUUGUUAUAAACCCAGCCAAUCAAGGUAUCAGUCACUACGGAUGGCAAACUGCAUGUAAUGUCGUUAAUUUACUUUCCGCUAUCAUUGCAGCUGGUCUUUAUGGAAAUGUCGGUAUCAAGGUCUUCUACACUUCCUUUAUACAAAAAGUUUUCAAUGCUCCAAGUCUUAAUUCUAAGAAAGGUAGAUUCAUUUGGACUUUUCUUGUUAUUGUAUAUUGGGCUGUAGCAUUCGUUAUUGCAUCUGCUAUUCCACAAUUUUCAUACUUGACAGGUUUGGUCGGUGCUAUCUGUAUCUUGCAAUUUACUUAUACAUUUCCUCCUAUCAUGCAAUUUGGAUUAGAUUUCCAGAUUGCGGCUAUGCAAGGCGAUGGACCUUAUGACCCCGUGAACAAAGUUGCAAACCGUGUUGAUUCAUGGAGUAACCUUUCCAGGUGGGUUCGUGCUUAUAAAGUUAACUGGUUCAAGAACACAUGUCACAUCAUCUUCUUCUUAGCAGCAUUAGCUACCGCAUGUCUUGGUAUGUAUUCUUCGGGAGAAGGAUUUGCCCAUUCAUUUGCAGAUGGUGUGACUACCUCCUUCACUUGUAACUCACCAGUGGCUUAA